CAGUGCAGACUUUGAGUGUGAUGGAGCAACAGUGUAGGCUUUGAGUGACAUCCCCCGCUGCCUGGACCACCUUUUUCUGUAAUUUCUCCUAGCUGCGCGCUGCAUUCAAAGGAUUCUAGGAGACCUUCAAGCCACGCAAUGGAGGCAGUGACCUUGAAGGAUGUACUUGUGAACUUCACCAAGGAGGAGUGGGCUGUGCUGAAUCCAUCUCAAAAGAAGCUCUACAGAGAUGUAAUGUGGGAAACAUUUAUGAAUAUGACUGCUAUAGGAAGGACUUGGAACAACCAGCAAAUUGAAGAAUUAAAAAAUUGCUCAAGAAAUCUAAGUGGACUGAAGCCAUGUGAGAAUGUGGGAUUUGAUGAGAAGCUAAGUAAUGAACGUGGAAAAACCUGCCGAGAUUUCCAAUCCUUUCAGAAGCAUGCAAGAACAAAGCAUGGAGAAAAACUCUAUCAAUAUGAGUACUGUGAGAAAACCUACUAUGAGCAUAGAGAAAGAACCCAUCCUGGGUUGGAGACCUUUGUAUAUAAGAAAAGUGUGAAAGGCUCCAGCACUCCCAGUGGUAUUAAAGUCCAUGAAAGUAUUCACAAUGGGAAGAAACUGUAUGUGUGCAAGCAAUGUGGAAAAGAAUUUGCUAAUAAGUCUGAACUUCAUAGACAUAAACAAAAUCACACAGGUAAGAAAUCUUGCGCAUGUAAUCAAUGUGGGAAAGCAUUCACUACCCUGAGUAACUGUAAAAUCCAUGAAAGAAGUCACACUGGUGAGAAAAUACAUGUGAUAAAUCACACCAGCGAGAAACCCUAUGUAUGUGAGAAAUGUGGAAAAGCAUUCACUAGACAGAAGUGUUAUAAAUUACAUAAAAGAAGUCACACUGGGGAGAAACCCUAUGCAUGUAAUCAAUGUGGGAAAGCAUUCACUACACUGAGAUAUUGUAAAAUUCAUGAAAGAAGUCACACUGGUGAGAAACCAUAUGUAUGUGAGAAAUGUGGAAAAGCAUUCACUAGACAGGUGUAUUAUAGAAUACAUGAAAGAAUUCACACUGGGGAGAAGCCCUAUAUAUGUAAGCAAUGUGGAAAAGGAUUUGCUCAUAAUUCUGCAUUUCAUAGACAUAAACGAACCCACACAGGUGAGAAAGCCUAUACAUGUAAGCAAUGUGGAAAAGCAUUCACUACACGGAGUUAUUGUAAAAUACAUGCAAGAAGUCACACUGGUGAGAAACCAUAUGUAUGUGAGAAAUGUGGAAAAGCAUUCACUAGACAGAUGUGUUAUAAAUUACAUGAAAGAAGACACACUGGGGAGAAGCCCUAUGCAUGUAAACAAUGUGGGAAAGCAUUCACUACACUGAGUUAUUGUAAAAUUCAUGAAAAAAGUCACACUGACAAGAAAAUAUAUGUAUGUGAGAAAUGCGGAAAAGCAUUCACUACACUGUGUUAUUGUAAAAUACAUGAAAGAAGUCACAUUAGGGAGAAACCCUAUAUAUGUAAGCAAUGUGGAAAAGGAUUUCCUGUUAUGUCUGCAUUUCAUAGGCAUAAACAAACCCACACAGGUGAAAAAGCCUACAUAUGUAAGCAAUGUGGGAAAGCAUUCACUACAUUGAGUUAUUGUAAAAUACAUGAAAGAAGUCACACUGGUGAGAAACCAUAUGUAUGUGAGAAAUGUGGAAAAGCGUUCACUAGACAGAUGUAUUAUAAAAUACAUGAAAGAAUUCACACUGGGGAGAAACCCUAUGCAUGUAAACAAUGUGGGAAAACAUUCAGCCAUCAGAGUAACUUUAAAAAACAUGAAAGGAUUCACACCACAGAGAAAUACAUAUAAACAAUGUAGAAAAGCAUUCACAAUACAGAAAAAACUUUAAGAUACUUGAAAGAAAUCACAGUGGUGAGAAACCCUUAGGGUUGUGAGAAAUGUGCAAAAACAUUCACUAGACAGAUAUGUUAUAUACAUGAAAGAAGUCACACUCAGGGUCAUCCCUAUGCAUAUAAACAAUGUCAGAAAGCACUCAGCUAAUAGAGCAACGUUAAAAUGCAUGCAAGAAUUCCUGCUGGGGAGAAACCCUGUGCAUGUAAAUAAUGUGGGAAAACAUUAAACCAACAGAGUACCUGUCACAUACAUGGAAAUUCUCACUAAGCAGAAACCCUAUAUAUAUAAGCAAGGUAGGAAAGGAUUUGCUACACAACCUUGUUGUCCAGUACAUGAAAGAGUUCACGCUGGGGAGAAAUCUUAUUGUGCAAGCAAUGUGGGGAGGUAUUCACUACAUACAAAUGUUAUAAAAGAUAUGAAAGAACUCACACUGGGGAGUAUUUGUUUACAAUAUGGGAAGGGAUUCAGUAACCAAAAUUGUCAAAGAUGUGAAUUCAUAUGUAACACUAUGCUAGUAAACUGGAAAUAUUGUGAUAGUCCUCAUAUGUCUAGAUCUCACACU
This is a messenger RNA of Chinchilla lanigera (long-tailed chinchilla), 2419 nucleotides long. RefSeq names its product zinc finger protein 709-like. Bases 139 to 1812 code for a protein of 557 amino acids. NCBI's taxonomy places the organism in Eukaryota, Metazoa, Chordata, Mammalia, Rodentia, Chinchillidae. The record is from RefSeq and is a predicted model, not a curated record. The transcript is spliced from 4 exons. Gene Ontology annotation, molecular function: DNA-binding transcription factor activity; RNA polymerase II cis-regulatory region sequence-specific DNA binding. Gene Ontology annotation, biological process: regulation of transcription by RNA polymerase II.